AUGAAAGGGCAGACCAAAGAAGAGGCUUCCGUUGUUAUCGAUCUCGAAAACGCAGGCGACAGAGAAUUUUUCACCGAGGGCAAUACAGACAAAUCGGCUAGUCAAAGCAGUUAUGAUGACAAAGGUACCGACAUUGCAGGCCAAGUUGGCAAAUACGCUGCAACUCAGGUUUUACAGCAAGGUCAACAACAAGUACGCAAUGCUCUCAAUUUCUAUGCUAACAUUGAUAUUUUAAGGCCAUAUUUCGAUGUAGAACCAAUUCAAGUUCGUGAUAGAUUACUUCGAUCUCUGGUCCCUGUCAAACCAUCUUCAAUGCAGCAGGCAAGUUUCGAAUAUGGCGAUAAAUUAUAA
Messenger RNA from Trichoplax adhaerens, 351 nucleotides. RefSeq lists its product as uncharacterized. The record is from RefSeq and is a predicted model, not a curated record. The transcript has 5 exons. Lineage: Eukaryota; Metazoa; Placozoa; Uniplacotomia; Trichoplacea; Trichoplacidae. The coding region runs from base 1 to 351 and encodes 116 amino acids.